AUGUUGCUUCCAACACUGGCUCAUGCCGGUUUGCACUGCUUCUUGCUGGUGUACCACAGCGAGGUUGAGAGGCUCCAGUUUUGCAGAGAUAAAGGAAGAUGCAAACUGCCAGACAAACCAGGAUUUCAACUAGCUCAGUGGAGAGAUGGGAAAUCGACGGGAGAUGAUGUGGCAAGUUCAUCAUCUUAUACCAGACCUUCUUUCAGCCUGGGUGUAUCUGACAAAGAUGUUCCCAAUAAAGCUGAAGGCACCAGUCUGACAAAGCAAAAGAAUUUUGCAACUACAGACAUCCCAGUGUUUUCAGCUCUUCAACCAAAGUUGGAAGAUCAGUGGAGAGAUGUGAAAUGGACAGAAGAGCAAAAGAAAAGCCUAAUGAAGACUGUGAGCUCCUACAGACCAAGUUGUGAGGAGGUGACUCAGGCUCGGAUUCUGCUCCUGGGUCCAGUCAGUUCUGGAAAGUCCAGCUUCAUCAGUUCAGUCCAGUCGGUGUUUAAUGGAAGAGUCACUAACCGGGCUAUGGUGGGCUCCUUUUCAACCAGCUUCACCAAAAAGCUACAGUCCUUCAGCAUCCAUGGCCAGAAGGGAGAGGAAGAUACCGGACUGGUACUGUGUGAUAUCAUGGGUCUGGGAGAUGGAGAGAUGACCGGGUUGACCCUUCAUGACAUUUUGUCAGUCAUUAAAGGUCACGUUCCUGAAGGACACAAAUUUAGCCCAGAUAAGCCAGUGACAUCAGAAACUGUGGGUUAUGUGAAGAUACCAAGCCUUAAGGACAAAAUCCACUGUGUUGCCUUCGUGGUGGAUGCCUCCAAAAUUUUGCUCUACCCCAAAGGCCUCAGCACCACCUUCAAACAGCUCAGAGAGCACAUCAGUGAUCUGGGUGUUCAUCAGGUGGCUCUGUUGACCCAUGUUGACCAAAUUUGCCCCGAAACUGCCAAAGAUGUCACUCAGGUUUACAAAAGCCGGAACAUUAUUGAGGUGGUUAACAAAUCUGCAGCUCUGCUGGGUAUGUCUCCAUCCUACAUCGUCCCAGUGAAGAACUACUCAUCAGAGCUGGACCUGGACGUGAACACAGAUGUGCUGCUACUUAGUGCUGUUGACCACAUCUUGCAGUACGCUGACCUGUUUUUCCAGGAUUACAAACCACGACAGACAGGGAUGAAGUUCCAUUAAUUCCUGAGUUUCUGGAAGAAGUCUUUCUAAAGAAUAUUAAAGUCUUCAGUGAAAUUUGCAUUUCAGUACCCUGACAACCUUGACAUCUUGCAAAACAAAAAAGAUGGUUAACUUCACUCAAUGGAAAAAUAAAGGAAUAAAACAGAA
Molecule: messenger RNA, 1317 nt
Organism: Melanotaenia boesemani (Boeseman's rainbowfish)
Lineage: Eukaryota; Metazoa; Chordata; Actinopteri; Atheriniformes; Melanotaeniidae
Product: interferon-induced protein 44-like
Exons: 10
Coding region: 1-1170 (389 amino acids)
Source: RefSeq, a predicted model, not a curated record